GGUUGAAAAUGUGACAGCGAGAAACAAAAGCCUCAUGGUUUGCCUCUUCAGACCUGACACCUCAUACACUGUCAGGCUUCGUCACAGCUACGAGGGCCCACAGAGUCCCUGGAGCCUGUGGAGCAAUGCCCAGCAUGGAAGGACAGGAGAGGACGCCCUUGCCUCGCCUUCUCGCCAAUGGCCGAGUUCUCUUCUUCAGUGUGACUUGUCAGACUGAAAGCGCUCAGGUCCUAAGUGAUCAUGGGAGCUGUAGUCAUUUGGGCCAUACAAGUACUUCCUGUAGCUUGCACCUCCCCGAGGGACGAUGCUCGUGCAAACUGACGGCUUCCACCUCUGCAGGGAGCUCGCCGAAAGCCCGAAUAUGGCUCCUUGGAGCUUCUGAGGCUGAGCCUCCACCCCCGAGACAAAUCACCGCAACUCCACUGGAUGAUAACAGCUUGGACAUACGUUGGAUGGCUCCGGUUGAUUGGUCACCAAGCGGCUUUGUAGUGGAGUGGUUUGCUGUCAAGGAAACAGAGAAAAACAACAGCAUCCUAUACUGGGAAAAGCUGAAUAGUUCCUGUAAAUCACUGGUAAUCACAGAGGGAGUAAAACCGAUGGAGCGUUAUGCUGUUUCUGUCACAGCUCUGUACGGCGAACAAGGGGCAGGACAGGAUGGCACCAUCCACAUGUAUACGCGCCAAGGAGCGCCCACAGCUGCUCCUAAAGAAGUGCUGGUGCAGCAGAUCACUGGCCGCACAGCGGAGAUCGUCUGGAGUCCCGUACCUGUGGAGCUGCUUCAUGGUUUCAUCCGCAACUACACAAUCUCCUACUCGAAAGAAAACCAGCAAGCCAAGAGAGUGCUUGUGCCCGGUCAUGUUCACCAUUACUCUCUAAAGAAUCUGUUGCCGGGUAACUACAUCAUCUUGGUGCAGGCCAACACUGAUGCUGGACCUGGAAAAGCUGGCUUCACUAAAAUGCACAUAGGUGAAGGCUCUGACGAAAUGUCGAUUGUGACGUACACCCUCCUUUCUAUAAUGGGGACUACGCUGCCGCUGGCACUGAUUGCCUGCCUGGCACAGAGUAAGAUGGUGAAACAGAAGCUGUGUCCUGACGUCCCUGAUCCAUCCGAUAGCAGUUUAGCCAACUGGACCCCGAAAACCACAUUGGAGAACAUGCCUGUGAUGACUGAAUUCAAAAUCGAACACUCGAAAGUUGUUUUGCUUGGUGAGAGUGAGCUGGAGAACUCCAACCCAGACGAGUACCUCACCGAUCACAGUGUCUGUGAUCUCCAAACAUACUCCUCUCCCUGCCACUCUCCGCAGUCGGUUUCACAGGCUCAGACAACUCAAAACACCACCCAACCUGUGAAAAAGUGCUUCACCAGGGCCAAGACGACCUCUAACGCUGACCUCUCCUCCUGCCCCUCCGUCUACUCCAGUGUCCACUUCUCUCAGAUGCCCCCAAGUCCUCCUACACUCCUCCUAGACUCCACUUAUCAAAGCAAUCACUGGCAGCACAGCACCGUCAGCGUCAAUGAGGUUAACCUACAGCUAGGUGGAGACAGUGAGCCGUCUGCGUCUCCACGGGGCGCCACAAGAGCCCAUUCACCUCUCUCCAAACCAGAUGAACUGAAAACCUUCAGGUAUUUUCUGAGACAGCAUCAAAGCCCUGUCUGCUUCUUUGACCUCAGCAGCAUCUCUCAUUCCUCCGUCUUGCUUUCUCACCCAGCCGAGGUCACGUCACCCCAAAACCCUUUUUCUCAAAGCGUCUAUAAGUCGGUCCCGUCGCUCCAGCCCAAAACUUUCACCCACACCGCUGAUCUUUCACCUUUUCCUCAAUCUCUUUUUGUGGAUUUCUCCUACUGUCCUCUGAAGUGUGAUCCUUACACCUCCUCAUUAAAUCAUCAAUAAGUUAUUAAAACUUUCAUUACUUUUCCUUUUGACAAGACAGGAAACAGCUUGCCUGGCUUUGUCCAAAGGUUAGAAAAAAUCUUUCUUUCUUUCUUUCUUUCUUUCUUUCUUUCUUUCUUUCUUUCUUUCUUUCUUUCUUUCUUUCUUUCUUUCUAAAGCUCACUUUUAUCUCAUUUUAUAAUUGAUAUUUGUGGUACAAACUUUGGACAGAGGCUGCAUAUUUACCAUAAAGACACCAGAGCGGCUUUAAUCUUCUCAAUUCAACUUGACAAAAGAAAAAGUUCAGGGGGGGCGGGCUGUCCAUAAAUACUCUUUAGGUAUUAUUUGUGAUAUUUGUCCAUGUUUGAUCGACUGUGAAGGUUUUUACAAUGUGUUUUCAACAUUCACUCAGUACAUGUACUGUACAGUUUGAGCCCUGACUGAGGAAUGUACAUGUAAAUAGGCCAAAACAUUGUCUGCUGUUUUUACUCUGUAUAUACUGAUGUUUGCCUGUUUUAUUUGCCUUUGCACACAUACACGGCAAAGACCAAUCCUAGGUGCUUUUGGAUUGGCUGUGGUUAUUUUAUCACCUCCCUGCUGGUCAGUUUCUCCUAGUGGCAGCUGGUUCUUGUCGUAUCUUCCUCUUGACACGUUACAUAUCUUUUCUGUUAUGUCUCAUGUUACUUUGAAAACUCACUCACAUUCAGACCUCUUUCACAGCUAAAAUGCUGCUGACCUGGAAUUUAAGCUUACAAUAAGCUAUCUUGGCUGCUGUGUUUGUACCUAUGAUUACCUCAGAGUUGAAGUUCAUUUCUGUUUUCAUCAUUUGUAUGUUUUAAAAUGUGCAUGAACCAACAUUUCAGCAUUAAAACUGUAGAUUUUC
Messenger RNA from Larimichthys crocea (large yellow croaker), 2754 nucleotides. RefSeq names its product interleukin-6 receptor subunit beta. The coding region runs from base 126 to 1892 and encodes 588 amino acids. NCBI's taxonomy places the organism in Eukaryota, Metazoa, Chordata, Actinopteri, Sciaenidae. The record is from RefSeq and is a predicted model, not a curated record. The transcript has 9 exons. Gene Ontology annotation, molecular function: protein binding.